AUGAAAUCUGGUUGCGUCGAGCGAGCCAUCGUGUCUGCUGGUGGGCCCAAGCUCUCCUGUGACUUUAAGGGGUAUGAUAUCGGAGUGGCAUUCCUGGAGGCGAAGAAACGAUCCUUGGCGACAGAUGCUCCGCCACCGGUCAAGCGCCAGAUGGUCAGGCGCCAGAUGGCCAGUGCCUCAGCCAGUCUUCCGAGCCGGUCUUCGUACCCAAGUUACACCUAUUCAACGUCUCCCCCAACUUAUACGCCCGAGCCGUGGGGCCCCGGCAACACAGUCAUCUUGACGACCACCGUGGAGUCCAUUUCCACGUCGACGUACACCACAGAAAUUGUGGUGGCUAACCUGGGAGGGUCGUCAACCUCGAGCUCUGCAACGCCCAGCGGCUCAUCGAAUCCCUCCACCGAUGGUCGCUGUGGUCCUGACUUUGCAGGAAAGACCUGCCUAGGCACACCUUAUGGCAAUUGCUGUUCCAUCUAUGGAUGGUGUGGCUCAGCAUCCGGCAACUGUGGCUAUUCGGUUUGCAACCCUCUGUAUGGCACAUGCGACCCAGAGCCCCAAGGACCAGCAGUCUCGCAAGAUGGCACCUGCGGCGCGAACGGGCGCACCUGUGCCGGCUCGGCCUUCGGAGGUUGCUGUUCCCAAUACGGCUACUGCGGCGACACAAGCGCGUUCUGCGGCACGGGCUGCCAGACAGCUUUCGGUACUUGUGGUGCAAGUGGUCCACCGGUCUCCACGGACGGCACCUGCAGCGCAGCCAGCAAUCCUGUUGGCGCGACUUGUGCUGCGUCUGGCUUUGGCAAUUGUUGCUCCGAGUACGGCUAUUGUGGAGCCACAAAUGCGUACUGCGGGACCGGAUGUCAGUCGGCGUUUGGUACUUGUGCAUAA
Messenger RNA from Endocarpon pusillum Z07020, 885 nucleotides. RefSeq lists its product as uncharacterized. The record is from RefSeq and is a predicted model, not a curated record. Gene Ontology annotation, molecular function: chitin binding. The transcript has a single exon. The coding region runs from base 1 to 885 and encodes 294 amino acids. Lineage: Eukaryota; Fungi; Ascomycota; Eurotiomycetes; Verrucariales; Verrucariaceae.